AUUGAGAUAUUAGUAAUUGUAAAUUGAUAAUAUUUAACCUAUAUAUAUGCAUAGAAAUACUUAAGUUCAUUAGUAUGUAAACAAGCAAAGGACGGAAUAUUUGUAGUUACAUACUGAUUUCGACCAAGUUCUUUAGGAAUGGUUAAGUUCGGGACAUAAUUUAUAUUUGAAGAAAAAAGUUAAUCAAAAUUUGUGGUGUUAUGAUCCUAUGCUGAAUUUCUCAAAAUGAUAUAUGGAAUGUUAAUACAUAUAUGUAUGAGUUUUGCAUAUUUGCUGAUAUCAUGACACAGUCGAAUGUAAAACGAACUGCACCCUUAAUUUAUGGGCAGAACACAUUUCCUGAGGUGCGCUACUGUUGCUUUAGUGUGGGACGUAUUUUCAAUGUUUUGGGAUGCAAUGCCACAACUCAGUAAAUAGCUGCAUAUUUGAUAUCAAUUGAAAUGUCGAACAAGCAAUUUAUGGUGUAAAAUUUUCGAAACUGGAAAAUUCUAUAAAACCAAAUAAAAAUGACGAAGCUUAAGAAAUGUGAUAUACUUAUUGCUUUCUUAAUUACUUUUAAGAUUGCAGUUGUGGCAAAUCUUCAAAGAACAACUGACUCAAUCACUGACCAACGAAAUUAUAAUCUACCCUCAAUAAAUACCUUCAAUAAGCAUUCAAGGAUUGAAGAAAAUAGUACUCUUAAUAGUCCUCAACAAGUGUUCUCUAAACCAAGACGAGCUUUUCACAGCGGAGUCGAUGUGGAAAACGCGGAAUAUCCAGUAAAUUCAAAUACUUCAUUUCAUGACAAUGAAAAUCCAUCACACGUUACAGAACCCGUACAUCGCAAAGAAAUGGCUGAAUCUACAAAUGAUGUGAAAAAUGAAUUUCAUGUAAAUGAAGAAAUAAAUAUUACAAAUAACAACGGUGAAUUAUCAAAUGUUGAAUAUGAAGAGCGAUCAUCUGGUCCCAUAUUAGACAAAAUUAAUACCGCUGAGUCUGGUACUGCAUUGCCAAUAUUUUUAACAGAACCCGAGGACAUAUAUGUUAUCAAGAACAGACCAGGGGUGCUUAAAUGUAAAGCAGCCCAUGCACUUCAGUUAUACUUUAAGUGUAGUGGUAGUUCGCAGCCUCCUCCAUCUGAACAUGAUAAACACGUUGAUCCUCACACGGGUGUUCAUGUUGAAGAAGUAACUGCAACUAUACAUCGCGAUUUGAUUGAUGAAUAUUUUGGAAAAGGUCCUUUCAAAUGUGAAUGUCAUGCAUGGUCCUCACGUGGUGUUGCUAAAAGUCAAUCAGCGACAAUAAGCAUAGCAUAUAUAAGAAAACAUUUUGUUUCCUCACCAACAUCACUGAAAAUUGAACUGGGUUCCAAAGCUGAAUUGCACUGCGAGCCUCCGGGAGGAUUUCCAGAGCCAAAAAUAACAUGGCUCAAAAACAAUGCGCCGAUUGUAAAUACUAAUGAUCACGGAACAGUUAUAUCUGCUGAUGCCACGACAAUAACAUUUGACGUUGUAUCUUUGCAGGACAUGGCGAACUAUACAUGUCAUGCUGAGAAUGUGGCCGGGAAAAGAAUUUCGGACUCAGCUGUUUUAAUAGUCUACGUAAAUGGUGGUUGGAGUUCAUGGAGCUCUUGGAGAGAAUGCAAGUGUUUAGGAAAAUUAAGUCAAGGUCGAAAAAGAGUUCGUUUUUGUAAUAAUCCCAUUCCUAUGAAUGGUGGCUCGUUAUGCUCUGGAGCGCAAGUUCAAAAAUCUGCGGACUGUGUAUCCUGUCAAGAAGACACACAAAUUGUAACCUCUGAUGGAUAUGAUGCAUUAUCGAGUAAGAAAUUAGGCAGAUGGACACCGUGGAGUGAUUGGAGUUCGUGUUCUCCUGACUGUAUACAAAUACGCCGGCGAAAGUGCAUUUAUCCUGUCUCUGAAGAUUUGAGUGUUGAAUCACACGACGGAUCUGUUAACAAUAAUGGCGUAAUUGGUCUAGGGUUCGUUAAGGUUCAGUGCCCAGGUAAAGAUAUACAAACAGCGGAAUGUCGCGGAGAGCACUGUUUAAUUGGAAAUGAUGGUUUCGACUGGACACUUUACCUUGGCUUAGCUUUUGUCAUAACUGUAUGUGUAGCAUUUGGUGCUGCUCUAAUUUACUGUGCUCGUCGGAAUUUGGCAAUAAAUUCUCACUAUAAUAUGACUAGAACAAAUAUUAACUCGGAUUAUAUGCAAGGAAUAAAUAAGAAGGGAAUCAAUAUUGAGACGGCAAAUGUCAAUUACGAUUAUCCCAGUUCCGAUCACAGAUUUAUGUCUAAUGAUCAUAUAAUCAAUUGUGAAGCUUCCGAACAUCACUAUGACGUACCAAAUUUAUCUGCCAAUUAUACCAACCCAAUAGAUGAAAUAAGUGCGGAGUACGUCACAGAUACACCAGAAACAUCCACAGCGGAUACAUCAAAUUCCACAUACGACAUAAAAGGUAAUUUUACCUUGCCGUCGUCAUCUAAAAAUGUAGUAACCGAAUUAAUAAAUAAUUCCGGAGGCAGCUUGAGCCUUUAUAGAGGAGAAAUGAUGUUGCAUGUGCCAGAGUUUGCCAUUGGUAAAAAUCAGAAAAAACACAUGUCUUUGAUUGUAUUGAGUGACGAAAGUGCCCGAAUAUCAAUUCCUUGCGCUGAAUCGUUAUUUGUUUGCAGCACAAUUGUAUAUUGUUCUCCUAGAAAUUAUAGUUUCCAGAAACCAGUUAUAAUCAAAUUACCGCAUUGCUUAAUUGAACCACGACAGUGGAAUGUGCAUAUAUACCAAGCAGAUAACGAUCAUUACGAUAUUAACUCGAAUUGGAGAAAAAUAGUUUCCGUUGGAAAAGAAACUAUAAACACACCGGUUUUUGUCAACGUGGAAGAAAAGCAUUUAUAUAUAAUGACAGAACAAUUAGGACGUUUUGCAGUAGUUGCUGAACCAAACAAUCUCACCGAUUACCUGCCUGCUAUUGAAAUGCGACUUAUUGCGUUCAGUCAAUUAACGCCGAGCAGCUCAAACUGUAGUCUUCGAAUAUAUGUUGUGAAAGACUUUCCUAAUAGUAAGGACAUUUGCAAGACAAUUGAGGCAAAGUUGGGUGGUACUAUUAUGGGCGAAAGUGAGACUUUUGCUUUUCACUUAAAUACCUGCGAUUUAGUAAUUCGUGUACGUAACACGGAGUCCAGUUCGUGGGACCUCAAGGAACAAACUAAUUAUGAACAAAUUAUACCAUAUAAUCAUAUUCUCAACAACAAUUCAAUUUUGCAUUGUGAGUUUACCAUAAAAAGAUCACUGAAUUCACAAUUGAUAUUUGAUGUGGACUUUGAGCAAAGUGGUUUAGAAAACAUGGAAUCACGGAUUCACUCGUUCAUUAUUUCAAGUGAACAUUUUUCACAAAGUGACGUUCGGUCGCAAACAUUUGAAAAUCGACAACAUCAAGCAAUUGUUUCUAUUGAUCGUGAUAGUAGCUUCAUAAAUGAGACGAAUACUUUGAGUAGCGUUUAUCUACCACACACAUGUAAGCGGCUGAUCUGCGAUGCUUUGGACCCACCUCGCCAAGAUGAAAAAGAUUGGCGUUUGUUGGCUAAAAAACUUGGCACAGAUCAUUAUAUUGCGUAUUUCGCUACAAAGUCAUCGCCAACCGAGCAAAUCCUCAAUCUAUGGGAAUGUCGAGCAAAACAUUCCUCGCGUACAAUUGUUGAAUUAUUAAUAGUGUUCAGUGAAAUGGACAGAGAGGAUAUAAAACAAAUUAUUACAGAUACUAACGGCCCUCUUUGGGUGUGAAAAAAUAUUUGCACAACUGUUAUUACUGAUAAGUUGAAAUGCCUUUAUUUGAAAAAUUAAGAUAUUAAAGUAAUAUAUAUUAUAAAUUAAGUAAGCGCAUUUAUAAGUAAAUGUGUAUCUAAAUAUCGAAACAUAUUCUCUUAAAUAGUAGGGGAAUUCCCAAAAUAUUUCACGCAUAGUCGCGGUCAAAACCAGUGCUAAAGACCAUUUUGUUUUUUAAGAUUUCAUUGACGACUACAAAUUUUUGCUAUUUAGUUACUUAUUUUAUAAACGAAUUUUUAUAGUGUUACUAUACGUUUAAGCAUAUACCGUGUUCGAUAUUGCAUUUUAUAAGGACGUAAAAAAUGAUAUUAAAGCAACAAAUGAGUAAAUAAAACGCAAAAAUAUGAUAUAAAGUACUCACAUACAUAAAAUGAAAUUACUUAAUACCUGUGAUCAAAAAUUGUAAUUGUAAUUGUUAUCGAACACUUUUCCAUUUUUCUAAUUAAUUUUAGUUUAAUUUACACAUAAUAAUAUAAUAAAUUUAUAACAUUUUACGACUGAAUAUUUCAUGCAUAUAUGCACGCUAUGUUAAGUUUUAAGAAAUUAACAUGUUUUCUGACCAAAUUCAUUUUUAUACAUAUGCACGUUUAAAUUUAUUAUCGGAAAUAACAAAUUAAUACUUCGAGAUAAGAUCAUGUUCAAGCUCAUACCGUUUUGUUGAAUAUACAUUUAUGUAUAUGGUACAAAACAUGUUUGCAAUGUGUUUAAUUUUCUAUAAAUGUGCUUUUAUAGAUUGCAAUAUUAUUCUAUCAUAGAUAUGUAUAAGCUAAAAUAUGCCAUACUUUCGAAAUUAUGAGCGCAGUUAAUUUUAACUAAGUGAAUAAUUGAUUAAAAUAAUAAACCACAUUCAUUUGAAAAAUCUUUUUUUUUAAAUUAUCGCUCUCACUUUAUAAGCUAAGUACUUUGGAACAAUAACAGAUUACUGCUGCACAACUUACUAUGACGUCUAAUGAAUGACCGCGAUUGUGAGAAAAAAAAACUAAACUAAAUUAAAAUAAUACUUACCUAUUUGCGUAGCCAAAUAUAAAAAGCAUGUGAAAGACAAAUAGUGUCCAAAUUUUUCCAAGUGCAAAACCGAAAAAUAAAAAACUCCGUGCCAAAUUCUCCGUUUAUUAAGGAUAAGAAUGGAGUGGCAUAUGUAUUUAUAUUAUAUGUAGUUCAUAAGAUUUAAAAUGACUGCUCAACACAUACCACUAUAUAAGAUUGUGUCUAUUUGUUUCAAAGAAAUGAAAAAUAAGCACACAAUCAUGUAUGUAAAAGUAUGUAUACAAACAAAAUGUGGUUUGUUCGGACUGUAAAAAAUUAUACUCAUAAAUGAAUAGAUCGUAAUUUACAUACUAUGUACUAUGUAUGUAUAUGCUCAAAUAGAAUAACUCUUGUAAACUAAACAUUAAUCAUGUACAACUGCAACAACAAACAUCAUGGACAUCUAAAUAUUUUUAGAAUGUUCUUGAACAAAUUCACACAAGUAAUGUUAAGUAUAACUUUUAUAAAUAAACGUCACUGCAUAAUGUA
Molecule: messenger RNA, 5309 nt
Organism: Bactrocera tryoni
Lineage: Eukaryota; Metazoa; Arthropoda; Insecta; Diptera; Tephritidae
Gene: unc-5
Product: netrin receptor unc-5
Biological process (GO): motor neuron axon guidance; netrin-activated signaling pathway
Cellular component (GO): membrane
Molecular function (GO): netrin receptor activity; protein binding
Source: RefSeq, a predicted model, not a curated record